AUGAAUUCCCAGAGUUCAAUGAAUAACGCUGAAAUGCAAAUUCCACAUGCAGUUUCGACCCCUGUUGUUCCUACAAAUUCUACUACGAAUAGGCAAACUAGCAAUGCUAAUAAUAGGCAAAAUUCUACAGCUCCAAAUGGAAACAUCCCAGUACAAACUGCCAACCCCAAUGCUCCUUUGAAUAUUAAUUUGGCAGAACGCCAAUUUUCUGACCUUCUAGGUUCAUUAAAAGUUCGUCAAGAAAUUCAAACGACAUUUAGCACCUGUAGUGCUCGUUUUAAUGGAGGUUGUAGUACAUCAAAGGUGGAGGAUUUUAUUGCUACAAUCUUAGUCUUCAAAGAAGCUGAACACGUUUCUGAUUUAAUGGCCCUAACUAGCUUACCUUUAUUGCUUGAAGGUUAUGCAUCGUCAUGGUGGCAAGGUGUUAAGCAUGAGGCUAGAACUUUUGAUGAAGCUAUAGAGCUCCUACGCAGCGCAUUUGCUCCUCCUAAACCAGAUUGGAGAAUAUAUGCGGAAAUUUUUCAGGACAAACAGAAAUUGUUUGAGUCCACAGACAGUUUUAUUUGUCGAAAAAGAUGUCUAUUUGCACAACUCAAAGAAGGACUCCCAGAGAGCACCAAAAUUAAUAUGGUUUUUUCAUUACUAAACAUUCAAAUACGCGAAAAAAUGUCUCGAGAAAGCAUAGAAACUUUUCAAGAUCUGCUCUCGAAAGCUCGCGAUAUUGAGCUGCUAAAUAAUGAAAAUAACCCACAACAUUCUAAAAAGUCGAUGGACGAAAAAAACAUUUCUCAGGCUAAAUGUUCUUUCUGUAGAAAGAAGAACCACACUGCUGAUGUCUGUUAUAAACGUCUAGAGAUGGAGAAAAAGAAGAAACCCGAAGAAACCAAGCUAAAUUGUUAUGGAUGUGGCGCUUUAGGUUUUCACAGAUCAAAUUGCCCAACAUGCAAUUAUAAAACGGUAUUGGAAAGCCCAAAAGAAAUGGAUUUUCAUAGCAUUCAAACAAAUUUAAUUGGCCGUAAUGUACCAACGGUAGAAAUUAACGUGAAUGGAUUAAAAGGUGAAGCUUACCUGGAUACAGCUGCCAGAACUAGCAUAGCUGGACAUUUUUUAUAUAAAAAACUUUUGGAAAAGAAAGUAAAAUUCCAAUCGGUCUUUGCGGAAAUUACCCUAGCAGAUGGAAUAUCUCGAAAACAAAAUGUAUACUCAACUAUAGUUGAUAUCAUGAUUGGUAAUCGCCUAAAGCGAAUUCGUUUUAUAUGUCUACCAACGGCUAAAGAUAACAGAACCUUACUCGGCAUUGACUUUCUAGAGCAAGCCGGUAUUGUAAUGGAUCUAGCCCAAAGAAAUUGGCAUUAUAAAGAUGAACCUCAGAAGAUUUUCGAAUUUAAGCCAAAACCAUCUAAGGUUAAAGAUGACGUAUGUCUUAACGAAGCCAACAUACAUGAUAACAAGCCAAGUUCAUCCAAUGUUAGCCAUAUUAAUGAUUUUAUGUCAUGGUUUGAAUCCAACAACAAACAAGAAUCACAAACUAUACCAACCCUAAAAUCAAUUUAUUCUCCACAAAAUGAUUAUUCCCCAAGAGGUAUUCUUAAGAUAUUCGAAGAUGCGUUACCCCAAAAUUUUGAAAUGCCGAAAGAAAACGAUGUCGAUUUGUUCCCCCCAUUGAAGAAAAAGAGGAUAAAUUUGGAGUCUCCACUAACAAAAGCAUUUGAACUAAAUGCAGUCGAUUUUAAUAUUUCUGAAAAUGAAAAUUCCAAUGUAAAUUUAACUCAAAAAGAAAAUUUAAUAAAACUUUUGAAAUCUUAUGAAUGUGUUUUUAAUAAUAUUAGCUCACCUAUUAGAGGAAUUAAACAUAAAAUAGAUACUGGAAAUCACACACCCAUAACUAACCCACCCUAUAGAAUUUCACCUGCUAUGAAAGAAAAAUUAAAGAAAGAAUUAAAUGAUAUGUUAUCAAAAGGAAUUAUAGAAGAAAAGGAAUCUCCAUGGGCAUUUCCUGUUGUUUUAAUACCCAAAAAAGAUAACUCAAUACGUCUCUGUGUCGAUUAUCGUAAGCUAAAUGACAUAACUGUUACCGAUACAUACCCAUUACCUAGAAUGGAAUAUCUGCUACAUGCUGCCAAAACUACGCCUUAUAUGUCAACAAUUGAUUUAAAAUCAGGUUACUGGCAAAUUGAAAUGAACGAGGAAGAUAAGUUAAAAACAGCAUUUAUUACUCCUUUUGGAAUAUAUGUUUUCAAUAGAAUGCCUUUUGGACUCAAAAAUGCUCCAGCAACAUUCCAAAGAGCAAUUGAUAAGAUAAAAUCAAGCCUUCCAAAUGUACUUAUUUUAGUAUAUAUAGACGAUAUCAUUAUUUGUUCUAAAUAUUUUACUAGUCAUUUAACUGAUCUAGAACUCACUUUUAAUAAACUAAAAGCAAUUGGUUUUCAUCUAAAUAAGGAAAAAUGUUAUUUCUGCAAACCUAAAGUUAAAUACUUAGGUCAUAUUUUAACAAAAGAUGGCAUUGAAAUUGAUCCUGAUAAGACGUCAGCCAUUUUAAACCGUCAAACUCCCAAAAAUCUCAAACAACUUAUGUCAUUUCUACAAACUUGCUCAUGGUUUAGAAGAUUUAUACCAAAUUUUGCUGAAAUUUCAAAACCUCUCUCAAAUUUGACCAAAAAGAAUGUUGUAUGGAAGUGGUCAACUAAUGAAAAUAAAUCAUUCCUGAACAAUCAUUUGAAUAAUAAAGACCUAUUAAACUAA
Calliphora vicina (urban bluebottle blowfly) is the source of this 2742-nucleotide messenger RNA. RefSeq lists its product as uncharacterized. The record is from RefSeq and is a predicted model, not a curated record. Lineage: Eukaryota; Metazoa; Arthropoda; Insecta; Diptera; Calliphoridae. The transcript has a single exon. Bases 1 to 2742 code for a protein of 913 amino acids.